Molecule: messenger RNA, 390 nt
Organism: Penicillium lagena
Lineage: Eukaryota; Fungi; Ascomycota; Eurotiomycetes; Eurotiales; Aspergillaceae
Product: U6 snRNA-associated Sm-like protein LSm7
Exons: 3
Coding region: 1-390 (129 amino acids)
Biological process (GO): mRNA splicing, via spliceosome; nuclear-transcribed mRNA catabolic process
Cellular component (GO): catalytic step 2 spliceosome; U2-type prespliceosome; Lsm1-7-Pat1 complex
Molecular function (GO): RNA binding
Source: RefSeq, a predicted model, not a curated record
AUGUCCGAACGAGGAUCGUUCCGAGGGGGCCGUGGUGGUGGCCGCGGAGGCCCGCGCGGCCAGCAGGGCUCGCAGCAGAAAAGUGGCGGUGGUGGCGGUGCGCAGGAGAAGCCCAAAAAGGAAAAUAUCCUCGACCUCAACAAGUACAUGGAUAAGGAGGUCCAAGUGAAGUUUAAUGGUGGUCGCGAGGUCUCUGGAACCCUCAAGGGCUACGACCAGCUCAUGAAUCUGGUUCUCGACGACGUCAAGGAAUCUAUGCGUGAUGACGAGGGCAACCAAACAACCCGCUCGCUGGGCCUGAUCGUGGCGCGCGGCACUCUGAUCGUGUUGAUCUCGCCCGCGGACGGCAGCGAGGAGAUCGCCAAUCCGUUCGUGCAGCCCGAGGAGUAA